UUGGUGAGAUGUCGUCUGACUUCCUCCUGCUGUGAUGAUCUCCGCUCCAUUCUUAUCACUAACCCAUCCCUCACCAGCCUGGAUUUAUCACGUAAUAAUCUCCAAGACUCUGGAAUGAGACUUCUGUGUGAGGGACUCCGACAUCCUGGCUGUACUCUGCAGGAGCUGAGAAUAGCAGGGUGUGGUGUGCCAUUAUGGUGCUGUGAUGAUCUCUGCUCCGUGAUCUCCACAAACCGAACUCUGACCAGACUGGGGGUGACAUUGGAUGGUGAGAAGAUGUCGGACACAGAAGUGGAUCAUUGUUAUCAGGUCCUCCGGAAUGCCGGCUUCACUAUGAAUAGAAGG
Molecule: messenger RNA, 345 nt
Organism: Staurois parvus
Lineage: Eukaryota; Metazoa; Chordata; Amphibia; Anura; Ranidae
Source: the annotation of a GenBank genome assembly